Molecule: messenger RNA, 894 nt
Organism: Aspergillus terreus NIH2624
Lineage: Eukaryota; Fungi; Ascomycota; Eurotiomycetes; Eurotiales; Aspergillaceae
Product: sulfotransferase family protein
Exons: 2
Coding region: 1-894 (297 amino acids)
Source: RefSeq, a predicted model, not a curated record
AUGGAUGUCACAAAGCUACACAUGGACAUGCACAAGUCCAAACCCUGGCUGUAUUACCAGCUCAGCAUCCACACUCUAGGCCUUGUCCUUCGGUCUGGUGUGACAAUCACCAGCCCCGACCCCAAGGCAGACGCGAAGCUUCAAGUCACAUCCGGCGUCCACCAUGGAGGAACUAUCAAAGUCAUCGUGGCUGGCCUCCCGCGCACAGGGACAAUCAGCAUGAAGCGAGCCCUCGAAGAACUAGGCUACGGCCCAUGCUUCCACCUCGCCGAGCCCCUCUGUCAAUUCGAUAACCUUCGGCAGAGCGCUGCCAUUGUCCACACAAAAGACACGGCUCUUCGGCGGCGCAAGCUCGCCAAACUCCUCCAAGGCUGCGAGGUUACCCUCGAGGUUCCCGGGAGCGCGUGCCUCCCCGAUCUCCUGGAAAUGUACCCUGACGCAAAGGUCGUUCUGACAGAGCGUACUUCCGCGGCCGUCUGGCUGCGCUCAUGGCGCGGCUUCGGUAUCGAUCUGCGGUCUGAGUGCUUCCGCUGGGUCGGGUACUGGGUCCCUGGCGUGGUAGCGGCCAACGAUCUCUACCGCGGGUGGAUGCAGCUGUCAGCUGAGCGGUUUGGGGUCAAGGCCGAGCCGUCAGAGGAGUUGUACCAUGCGCACAGUGCGUGGGUGAAGAGCGUUGUGCCGCGGGAGAGGCUCCUGGUGUUCAAGUGUCAGGACGGGUGGAGACCUCUGUGUGAGUUUCUGGGGAGGCAGAGGCCGAAUCCCUUCCCGCAUGGCAACGAGGCAGGCUAUUUGCGGUACUAUAAGCGCGUUGCCAUGGUUUUGGGCAUUUUCCUAUGGCUGGUUGUUCUUGCCAUGUUUGUGUUGUCGUUAUUUGUGAUGUCUUUGCUCGAGUAG